GAUGUCCUUGUUCGUAAUAGUUGGUAUCGAGAAGACCAACUCCUGCUUCAUUCUAUUCAUGUGUCAGUUUCUCCUGGAGUAUCCUUCUGCGUGGCCAACGCCACAACCUCUCGUGAAGCCUGGAUGGUGCUUGAACGCAUGUUUGUCAAUCCCUCUUGUUCUUGAGUUAUCUGUUUAAAAGUGAAACUUAAUAAAGAGGCCCAGGGUACCCGCUCUGUCUCUGUUUACCUGCAGGCCAUGAGGGCUACUGCUGCUGAAUUGGCUAUUAUCCAAGCCCCUGUCACUAAUGAAGAUAUGGUUCUUCACUGUCUACGUGGCCUACGUGAAGAGUUUGGUCCCAUUGCUGCUGCUUUCCGUGCUCGUGACACCACCAUCGCCUUGGAAGAUCUUCAUAAUCGUCUUGUUGAAUACGAGGCCGAUCUAGCCAAUGUUCGUGCCCAAGCGGUUGCUGCUCCCACAACGGCCUGCUCUACUUCUCAUGGUCUUCAUUCCCCACGUCGGCAAUCUCCCCGUAAAAGAGGCAGUCCUCGCCGUCAGCCGCCAACAGUCUCUUUCCAGUAUGACUUUUAUCCUCGUUGCCAGCCACCAGUAGUUUCCUAUCAGUGUGACUCCUAUUCUCAUGGACACCCUGGCUCUCAUAUUACUGCUGCCCCUCCAUCCCUCCUCGGCCGACCACAACUUCAAUGUCAAUUCUGUGACAAACCAGGGCAUACGGCGAAGGAUUGUUAUCGCAUUCGCGGCUGACCUCAAAUCCAUUACACCUCUGUGGAGUCUUCAUCCAAUGGCGGUUUGUUAGUUGAUUCAGCUGCUACUAAUCAUGUCACCCCAGAUUUAGGCAACCUCUCGCUCUACACAGAUUACAACGGGCCCGAAGAGGUCCUCGUCGGCGAUGGGUCAGGUUUGACGAUAACACAUAUUGGCACUUCCACCCUCCCUACUUCUGCCAAUCAUUUGUCUUUAAAUGAAGUUUUAUGUGUACCGGCUAUCAAACGUCGCCUGCUUUCUAUUGCCCAACUAUGCAAGGCUAAUCCUGUAUCAGUGGAUUUUUUCUGAUUUUUUUGUUGUGAAGGAUCUAGCCACGGGGGCACAACUGUUACGAGGACAGAAUAAGGACAAUGUCUAUGA
Molecule: messenger RNA, 1125 nt
Organism: Linum trigynum
Lineage: Eukaryota; Viridiplantae; Streptophyta; Magnoliopsida; Malpighiales; Linaceae
Source: the annotation of a GenBank genome assembly